UAUAUAUAUAUAUAUAUGGGGAAAAUUCGAUGUACAAAGAGAUUUGUUUCAGUAAUGGAGAAGAAGAGGAACAGCUAUUUGUGUGUGUAUGUUCUGUUGCUGUUUGUAUCGGUAGCAAGUUCGGGAAUUUCAGGCAGAGUAGUGCAUCUCUUGCAAACCCAUGACAAACCCAAUUUUCUUACACCCAACUUCGAUCGCAUUUUUGAUACUUCCAAGUAUGGUAUUCUGCAGCUCAACAAUGGUCUGGCAAGAACGCCUCAGAUGGGAUGGAAUAGCUGGAAUUUCUUUGCGUGCAAUAUAAACGAGACUGUCAUCAAGGAAACAGCUGAUGCACUUGUCUCAACGGGCUUGGCUGAAUUGGGUUAUGUUUAUGUCAAUAUAGAUGAUUGCUGGUCUUCUUUAAAGCGGAAUUCAGAGGGUCAAUUAGUCCCUGAUCCAAAAACUUUUCCCUCAGGAAUUAAAGCUCUUGCUGAUUACAUACAUGCAAAGGGCCUUAAGCUUGGAAUUUAUUCUGAUGCUGGGGUUUCUACAUGUCAAGUUCGGCCAGGAUCACUUUACCACGAAAAUGAUGAUGCAAAGCUAUUUGCUUCUUGGGAUCUGGAUUAUUUGAAGUAUGACAACUGUUACAAUCUGGGCAUUGAACCAAAAAAACGGUACCCUCCAAUGCGUGAUGCUUUAAAUGAAACUGGACGUACAAUUUUCUAUUCGAUUUGUGAAUGGGGUGUUGAUGACCCUGCUUUAUGGGCUGGCAAAAUUGGAAAUAGUUGGCGUACAACAGAUGAUAUCAAUGAUACAUGGGCAAGUAUGACUACCAUAGCUGAUUUAAAUGACAAGUGGGCAGCAUAUGCAGGACCUGGUGGAUGGAAUGAUCCAGAUAUGCUGGAAGUGGGCAAUGGAGGCAUGACUUUCGAGGAGUACCGUGCUCAUUUUAGCAUCUGGGCUUUGAUGAAGGCCCCUCUUUUGAUUGGCUGUGAUGUAAGAAGCAUUACUGCCGAAACUUUGGAGCUUUUAAGCAAUAAGGAGGUGAUUGCUGUAAACCAAGAUCCACUUGGCGUUCAGGGAAGGAAGGUUCAUGUUUCAGGACCUGACGGUUGCGAACAGGUUUGGGCAGGUCCUUUGUCAGGACAUCGUGUGGUUGUUGCUCUUUGGAACCGCUGUUCAAACGCAACAGCCAUUACAGUUAACUGGGAAGUAAUUGGACUUCAAUCGAGCGCUCGUGCUUCUGUGAGAGAUUUGUGGCAGCACAAAGAUGUGGUGGGAGAUGCAGUGUCAUCGUUCAGUGCUCGAGUUGAUGCUCAUGACUCUCACUUGUAUAUUUUUACUCCUCAUACAGAAUCUCUCUUCAAAAAUCUAGUGCAAUCUGAAUGAAGAAAGAAGGGGGAGGUUAAAUCUUAUGAAAUGUUCUCAAUUGGAGUUGGGAAGUUAGAGCCUCUUCAAUUUGCACCUUGGAAUCGUCUAUUGUGUGUCAUUAGCAGCCAAGUGUGAGUUUCCAUUGGAAUUCUCCGAGCUUUGUCUAAGUGUCACUGUAAAAUAUAUUUGCCACCACGUAAUCAAACUAAAAUGUUAAAUAUUACACUGUCAAGACUGAGUAUAUUAGCGUCUGUGUUUAUGAUAUGGAGCAGUGAGAAUGAUAAUUAAACCGACUUUUUUGUGGUUUGGUUAAUCUCUUCUCCAUUCUUGCUAUACUCUAAUAGAGUUUUCAUAAUAUAUAGCAUAUUUUACUUUUAA
Ziziphus jujuba (common jujube) is the source of this 1728-nucleotide messenger RNA. RefSeq names its product alpha-galactosidase 3. The record is from RefSeq and is a predicted model, not a curated record. Bases 16 to 1368 code for a protein of 450 amino acids. Lineage: Eukaryota; Viridiplantae; Streptophyta; Magnoliopsida; Rosales; Rhamnaceae. Gene Ontology annotation, biological process: carbohydrate metabolic process. The transcript has 16 exons. Gene Ontology annotation, molecular function: hydrolase activity, hydrolyzing O-glycosyl compounds.